CAAAAUACAUGUUCAUUCUCCUAGACUCCUCAUUUGCUUGUUCAGAUUCUUACUAGUAGGAUAGUUUUUCUUCCAUCGAAGCAAAGUAAGGUUUAGAUCUUCAGUUUUGAGUGAAAAUUGUUGAAUUCUAUCUGCGUGAUUAGGUCACACUAAUUAAGAAUGGAAAGAGGAGACUCAUCAAUUUCUACAGCUUCUGAAGAAGAUUGGAUCAGCAACUUGCCGGAUUCUCUAAUCCAUCACAUCCUAUCUUUCCUGAGCGACACCACGUAUUCCGUUCAGACUUGUGUUUUGUCUAAAAGAUGGCGAUAUAUCUGGACUUCUCUGCCGGUGCUGAAAUUCAGUGACAAAUUUAAUGAUUCAGAUGAUGAAGACGAUGAUUAUGCUGAUCGGGAAGACAUGAACCACUAUAUGAAAUUUGUCGACAAGGUACUGAGUCUCCGUGACGACAACUCUGAUAUACAAAUGUUUCAUUUUGAAUUUUCUCCAUCUUAUUACUGGCCUGAUGAGAAAUCAGAAAGAUUUGUAAAUAGAUGUAUGGCCGCUGCGGCCAGCCAUAAUGUUCAGGAAUCAUGCAUUAAGAUUAAACUUCACUGCGAUUUUGAGUUUCUUCGUUUGAUAAGUACUUGUAAAUCGUUGACGAAACUGGAGCUGGAAUUGUCUGGUUAUGACGAUGGUGAUUAUAACAACUGCUUCGUCAUUCGCAUACCUCGUGAAAUAAGUUUCCCUAGGCUCGAAUCGUUGUGUAUGAACCUUGAAUUUUUUCCAUUUGAAGACGAGGAAUCGACGAAUAACUUCUUUUCGAGUUUUCCUAAUCUAGAGUCGUUGGUGAUAGUUUUUCGGGGUUGGAGCAGUGGAUUUCGUGAUAUGAAUCUUACAAUUUCUUUGCCUAAACUCAAGUAUUUCAGCUUCAAGGUUGAGGAUCAGGGUUAUGAAAUCAAUAGUGUGAUUAAACUGUAUGCACCAAGUCUGUCAUCCUUCAUUUUUGAAAGUGACAUGGUAACAAGUUUCAUUGUAGAGAAUCUUCCAUCUCUAGUCACUGCUGAUAUUAAGAUAUGCGCUGCGACGAGAGGUGAAGAAAAAGAAUUUUAUGCCCAACGCAUGAUGGGACUUUUGGGAGGGAUUCAUUCUGUGAAAGUCUUGACUUUAAAUUUUUCUUUCCUCAAGAAUUUGGAGCUCCGGACCUGCCUUUUGAGAGACUGCCUGCGUUGGGUAUUCUAUAUACUUAAGAGUUCUCCUAAUAUAGAAUCUGUUUCCCUGCGGAUAUCACAGCAUCGUGACGAGCCCCCAUUGGAUGAAUAUCGUAAAGUGGUAAAAUUUAAUCCAGAGAACAUAGGAGGAGACUACUUGGAUGCAGAGUCAUCUUUGUCGUGCAUGAUAUGUCACCUAAAGUUUGUGGAGAUUAAUGAUCUUUGUGGAUGUGCUGAUGAACUGAAGUUUUUAGAGAUAUUGUUGAAGCAUGCCACUGUCUUGGAGAAAGUGGUACUUGCCAGUAAUUCAACUGAACAAGACUUCCAACAGAAGAAACGGAUGGCGAAAUUUAGUGAGAUGCUGCUAAAAGUUCCUACAGCCUCAAAGAAAAUCCUUAUCUUGUUAAAAUCCUGAGUGCUGUCGGAUGGUCUAUGAAUUUGCAGAAUAGUAGAAGUGCUUAAGAAGUGCCUCCUCAUGGUACACACAGGACUGGAAGUCAUCUAGCUAGUACUAGUAGAUGAUUGUAGUUCGGACCUUCCAUGUGAAAGAUAGGUCCUACCUGGCAAUGGGUAAUUUUGUUUGUUCAGACUUGUGAGUUGUGACUAUCUUAACUUGCGAUUUCUCAACAGGAUACAUGACGUCCAGAGAUCAAAUCUGCAUGGUGGAAUAAAACAAAAGUUUUGCAC
Molecule: messenger RNA, 1874 nt
Organism: Papaver somniferum (opium poppy)
Lineage: Eukaryota; Viridiplantae; Streptophyta; Magnoliopsida; Ranunculales; Papaveraceae
Product: F-box/LRR-repeat protein At3g26922-like
Exons: 5
Coding region: 160-1602 (480 amino acids)
Molecular function (GO): protein binding
Source: RefSeq, a predicted model, not a curated record